Messenger RNA from Choloepus didactylus (southern two-toed sloth), 5709 nucleotides. It is a transcript of the gene B3GALT1, whose product is annotated as beta-1,3-galactosyltransferase 1. Gene Ontology annotation, molecular function: N-acetyl-beta-D-glucosaminide beta-(1,3)-galactosyltransferase activity. The record is from RefSeq and is a predicted model, not a curated record. The coding region runs from base 989 to 1969 and encodes 326 amino acids. NCBI's taxonomy places the organism in Eukaryota, Metazoa, Chordata, Mammalia, Pilosa, Megalonychidae. Gene Ontology annotation, cellular component: membrane. The transcript is spliced from 6 exons.
GGCUGCUCCGGCUAGUGCGGCUCGGCGAGCUCGCGCGGGUGCCGCCGCCGUUGCUGUCCACCCCGCCGCGCCGCCCGCGCUGCGGGUCUUGCAGGCGGCAGCCGGGGAGGAAGCGGCCGAGAGAGCGGAGCACGAGGAGGCGGAGGCGGGGGAGAAGUGAUGCUGGCGCCGGGUAUCCGGGCAGCGGCAGCGGAGAAGCAUCUCCUCCAGGACCCCGGUUGCAGCGUUCCUGUGGCCCGCGGGCCAGCCGAGCGGCCAGAGAACACGCGUCCCUCUGGUAAGACCCAUUAGAGACACUUCAAGAGCUGCUCAGUCCAGGAGUGUGAGGAUUGUGUAAAGACAUGGAUGCUUUCCUCUGAGAAGAAUACAGAAAUUUUCAUAAUAGGUGCACCAGCAAGGCCUGAGAAAGACUUUGGCACUGAUGAAUUUAAGAGAAGGAGGGAUCAAAGGGAGAAGCCUGGACCAUGAGCGACCAUCCGUGGAAUUUCAAUCCUGCCCAUUCUCCAGGAGCUAAAGAAUCAUUAGGAGAGGAACUUGUGCAAAGGAUUCUGCAGUUGGCUAAGCAGCAGCUUCUCCUGGCAUAAGCCACGUCACAUCUCAUCAGACAUGUGGAGACCGUGCUUGGUGCCCUGCACUUAGGCAUUAGUGGAGUCCUUCUCCAGUCUCUACUGUCUCUACUGCCCUUAUAUUUGCUGAAUCUCUGAGGAGUUUUUUCAGGAAUGUAUUGUAUCGAUCACCAGGUUGAUGAUAUCAUCUAUUAGAGUUAAGAAGACUUAUGAGACAUGGAACCUUCCGUCAGGUUUGGAAGAAAGUAGAAUGAAUGUAGAGAUGGCAGACUGCUACCAAGACCCAUGAACAAUCCCAAACUCUCGCUUUUCUAUCGAACUUUUAAGAUUCCUUAGUAACAUGCUGCCUUUGCAAGAUGAAAAGAAGCUAGUGCCAAGAAGGCAUAUUAUUCAAUAUUUGGAAUAGACGUGCUCUCAAGACAAUGGCUUCAAAGGUCUCCUGUCUAUAUGUUUUGACAGUUGUGUGCUGGGCCAGCGCUCUCUGGUACUUGAGUAUAACUCGUCCUACUUCUUCCUACACUGGCUCCAAGCCAUUCAGCCACCUAACAGUUGCCAGGAAAAAUUUCACCUUUGGCAACAUAAGAACUCGACCUAUAAACCCACAUUCUUUUGAGUUUCUCAUAAAUGAGCCUAACAAAUGUGAGAAAAGCAUUCCUUUCCUUGUUAUCCUCAUCAGCACUACCCACAAGGAAUUUGAUGCCCGCCAAGCAAUCCGAGAGACAUGGGGGGAUGAGAACAACUUCAAAGGUAUCAAGAUAGCCACUCUCUUCCUCCUGGGCAAGAAUGCUGACCCUGUUCUGAAUCAGAUGGUGGAGCAAGAGAGCCAAAUCUUCCAUGACAUUAUCGUGGAGGACUUUAUAGACUCCUACCAUAACCUUACCCUCAAAACAUUAAUGGGGAUGAGAUGGGUGGCCACUUUUUGUUCAAAAGCCAAGUAUGUCAUGAAAACAGACAGUGACAUUUUUGUAAACAUGGACAACCUCAUUUAUAAACUACUGAAGCCUACCACCAAGCCAAGAAGAAGAUAUUUUACUGGCUAUGUCAUCAAUGGAGGGCCAAUUCGGGAUGUCCGUAGUAAGUGGUAUAUGCCCAGGGAUUUGUACCCGGACAGUAACUACCCACCCUUCUGUUCAGGGACUGGCUAUAUCUUUUCAGCUGAUGUCGCUGAACUCAUUUACAAGACCUCACUCCACACAAGGCUGCUUCACCUUGAAGAUGUAUAUGUGGGAUUGUGUCUUCGAAAGCUGGGCAUUCAUCCUUUCCAGAACAGUGGCUUCAAUCACUGGAAAAUGGCCUAUAGUUUGUGUAGGUAUCGCCGAGUUAUCACCGUGCAUCAGAUCUCUCCAGAAGAAAUGCACAGAAUCUGGAAUGACAUGUCAAGCAAGAAACAUCUCAGAUGUUAAGAUUUUUACCAAUAAAUACACUUUUUUUUUUUUUUAAAGAAAUGGGUCUAAGGUAUUGGUAUUUUUUAGGUGUCACAAGGGGAAAUGAAUCAGUGAAGGGGUUUUAUAAAAAGUUUUUUCUUCCUGCUCUUAGUUCCUUACUUUUAUUACCAAUUUACAAAUGUUAGGCUCUGGUCAUAGAAAUAAUACAUGAGUUAGAAGGGCCAGCUUUCUCUCAGGUCCUAAGGUAUUGCCAUUUGUGUCAAAAAGCAAGUUUCAAACAACUUUUAGGAUUUACAUAAUCAGGUACUGUACAUCUGAGAUAAAAAUCUUGUUCUGAGAAAUUGAAAAUCAUAGUACUGUCUUCAUAUCGUCUCUGAAAAAAAAGAGUAAAUAAUCUUAAAAAACAAUUUGGAAUUGAUUGACUUACAGUCAUGAAGACACACUUGAUGUGGUUAUUAAUAUUGUGUGCGUGUUGUUGUUACAUUGAAUUUCUACGUAUAUUGCCAUGUAAUAUGUGCAGUAUUUGUGGUUCCACCAAGAAAUGCACUUCAUGCUGGCAGGAAGAAAACAAAUACAUGAAUGGAAAUUUAAACUUGAGAAUCAAAUAUUCUGUAUGUUUGAGAGUCAAGUCUGCUCAUUGAAGGAUUAAACACAUGGUCAGCAGGUGGAAUGUAUAUAAAAUGCUACUUAACAAAAUAAAGUUUGUUUGUUUGUUUGUUUUUUUUUGGCUCUUUCAGAACAAACAUCACAUUAUGCCUCCAAGGAGACUUUGCCAAAUAUAAUCUCACCCGCUUCUCUUCUCUUCCAUACAAUAUAAGUGCAUUUUAGAGUUUCUAGAUCAUGCAGACACAUGUCUCCAUAUGUAGAAAAUAAGUUGGUAGGAGGCCAGAAUGAUAAAAUCACACUCAGAGAAUACAAAUUUAAGUGUGCAUCAUAAUAUAAGCUUAGCAAUAAUAUAAGAUCCCCCCCCCACACACACACACACACACUUUUGCAAAGCAAGUGAGAAAAUCUUUAGCAGGUACCAAAUUUAUUGAAAGAUCUGCCCUUACAAUUAAUAUAUGUGAUACUCUCUGACGUCUAAAACAUCCAAGUACCAUUAGCAGCAAUGUGGUUAUGCGGUGUUGUCAGGCUACUAUGAUUGAAGUUCAGGGAAAGAAAGAGCAGGAAGCCUGGGUUUGGGUCCUAUUGUUGCCAUCAUACUUGUGGGGUAAUGAGAGGUAAGCAUCUUAACCUUGCUUUGCUUCAAUAUGCUCAUUUAUAUAAUGGCUGUUAAAAAAAACACCUACCUCUCAGAUACUGUGAGAGCAAAUUGCAUUUGCUAAGUUAUUUGAGAUCCUUAGUUUAAAGGUGCUAUGUAAUGAAAUGUAUCAUGCAUUGUCCUAAAUAAUAAAAUUGUUUUAUAAUUACAAUGGUCAUCAAUGGUAAUAACAUCAAUCUUAAUAUAAAAUCUGCCAAAAUGAAGAUCAACUAUGAACCAGUGGACCUGAUUCUUCUAAGACUUUGACUUUUCCAUGAGAUUAAGUUAGGAAUUUGGGGAAGCUUCAUUUUUCUCUGCCAUUUCUUCUGGUUUCGGUGAGUAAGUUAUUACUUCACUUGAUUGCCUUGAUAUCCCAGGUUGCUAAAAGUGAAGGUAGCUGCCCAUCAUUGGGGAGGAGCCUCUGGGUGGGUGGUAUAUAACAGUAAGUGAAACGCUUGCUUUGCAAAAUGCAUCAGGAACUACCUAGAACUCAGGAAACAUUUGAUCUGAAUCCUCUCUGAGAACUUUGAGGAUAGGCAGAGCUAGUCCACCUCUCUCAGAAGAACGGGCACUCAGCAGAGGUAUCACAACCCAUAUGAUGCAGAUCUUCUACCAUUCAUUAGUAAGCAUACUGUUUGUUUUCAUUCAAAGAAAGUCCCACAACUGAAAGAGAGAAUGCCUUAUUUUUUGUUAAUCUGACCCCUGCAAGCCCCCAGAGAAGUUAAUAGCAAACACCUAGACAAAAUGAACAAAUGAAAGUCAUGGUCUAUUUCUUGAAAACAUUUAAUCUCUCCUUCCCAGCCCCAAAGAACCCUAUACAGGACAGAACUUCCCAUCCGUUAAUAUGUCUUUGUCUUCUGAUCAGCGGGACUGCUGAUUUUGAUAAGAGAACAGCAUUAGGUAGGCUGAGGAGAGCUGGAUCAGCACAAGGUGAGCCACCAUCCAGCCCGGUAGCCUCAACUGCUGUGAAUUCUGGUCACUGGAAAAGUCUCGUGGCUUUGUACUUGAUUCUCCUUUCAACUGUGCAACAGAAUCCAGCCUCCGUCUCUUCCCAUUGCCUUGCAUCUACCCUGUGCUCAGUCAAGCCACCUUUGGUGUCAAGGACUUGCACAUUAUAAACUUCAAAUAAAUUGUCUUAUAAAUAUGUGCUUAUACAUUAUGAAUAGAGCCCUAAUUUUAAAAAGGAGCAAAAAUCAGAGAAUCAUAUGUCUUAAAGAACUAUUUCCUAGCUUUUUAAAGGCUAUAUAGUGCCCAUGUGACAAACAUGUAAAUAUUCAUCAAAGAAUACAUGUAUAUAUUUUAACGACUUUUUUUCUUCUCCCCAGUUGUAUGUAUAACUAGAAUCUGCUUGCUAUGUAACAUUUUCUUCUGCAUGGAGCUUGACAAGGCAAGGUCAUUUGUCCAGUGUUUCAACAGCUUUAAGCAUGUUUGCCCUUCAUUUUUUGAAUGUUCAAAAAAAUGUUUGUUAAGUGGUCAAAAAAAAGCUGUCAUUUUCUACUUUCGUUAAUUUUCUGACACUGGCCAAAUUAUGGUUUCAUUUACUUGCUGAGCCAUUUUAUGGAUUUCUUUACUGAUAUAAAAUUUCAGACAGUAUUCUACCAGGAGUCGUUCAGACAAUUUUUACAAAAAUGUUCUGAUUGCCCUCCCCCACCUAUUUUGUUAUUAUGCACUGGAUAACAAUAGGUAUCAAUAAUCAGUGUCUGUAUUCUUCAUGUUUUUUUCAAAUUUAUUUUUUGAAGAAAAAAGCGUUAUCUUUGGUGGCUAAUUUGUGCAGCUUUGCAUCUUCUUAUAUUGGAGCAAAUACCAGUUUCAUUAUAUAAUACUGUAUUUUUAAAUAUCCUGAAUCAAACAAUGAAGAAAAUCAUUUUUGAUUUGGAUUAAAUUCAGAAGAACAAAACCCCUUUGUGUGAUAUGAUAUGGGGAAAAUAAACUCUUUUUGGAGAAACCAAGGAAGGAGUUUUUCAAUCAAAUCUCUUCUAUCAAAGACAAUGGAAUAUUUACAUGAAGUGUCUGGGAUUCGUUUUCUACCUUUCCUAAUAUGUGGGCUUAGUGGGGGAAUUAUGUCAUUUCUUCUGUAAAGGUGAAGAUAGUUUUUAUAAGCAAAAAAGUAACUUGUGAAUGAAAGAAGUAAUUUACUAGAAACACUUCUUGAUGAUAAUUGACGUUUAGGUGUAUCAUUGUAUAUGAAUGAUUGUAUUUAUGUAUUUAUUUGUCAAAAUUGUACAUACUGUUUCACCCAAAGUAACUGUCUGUAAAAGUGCACUCUCCAGGUUUGUAGUACUAUUUAGGGUUACAUGGGUUGCCAAUCAAGCUGCUAAUCAGAACACUAUUUUUUGUAUCAAUGUUAUGAAACUGGAAAAUGGCAAAUCGAUGCAAAUAUGUCUUUACAUUCAGUUUCUUCACCUUCCUCUUGAACUGUUGAUUGAAAGCACGAUGCUAAUGUAUAGGACCAUCUGUCGUGAGGAAGAUUAUGGUUCCUUAAAGCUGAUUUUUUUAACCACUGGGACAAAUAAACAGA